Messenger RNA from Abrus precatorius (Indian licorice), 1352 nucleotides. Its product is annotated as ribosome production factor 2 homolog. The record is from RefSeq and is a predicted model, not a curated record. The coding region runs from base 130 to 1074 and encodes 314 amino acids. Gene Ontology annotation, biological process: ribosomal large subunit assembly; maturation of LSU-rRNA from tricistronic rRNA transcript (SSU-rRNA, 5.8S rRNA, LSU-rRNA). NCBI's taxonomy places the organism in Eukaryota, Viridiplantae, Streptophyta, Magnoliopsida, Fabales, Fabaceae. The transcript is spliced from 6 exons. Gene Ontology annotation, molecular function: rRNA binding. Gene Ontology annotation, cellular component: nucleolus.
AGAACAAAACCCCUCUUUCCCUCCUCCACGGAUUAGUCAAAACCCUAAAACUCGAAAACUCGAAGGUAGAGAAAAACACACACACUACACUGCUGCAGUAUACGCAGUUUGUGUUUUCGUUUCGUUGCGAUGUUGGAAAUUAAAACCGCUAAGACCCGCAAGGGCAAACGGGAGCUCGAGAAGCGUGCCCCCCGACUCGUCGAAUCGGGGAAGAAGACGUUGAUUCUGCACGGCACGAAGACCAGUGGCGUAUUGAACGCAGUGCUCACUCAGAUUUAUCACCUGAAGAAGGACAGCGCCAUCAAGUUCAGCCGCAAGAAUGAAAAUGUUAAGCCCUUCGAAACUGGCGGCGAAACAUCUCUCGAGUUCUUCUCUCUCAAAACGGAUUGCAGCAUCUUUGUGUAUGGAUCUCACUCGAAGAAGCGACCUGAUAACCUUGUUAUAGGGAGGACUUAUGAUCAUCAUAUAUAUGAUUUAGUAGAGGUUGGGGUUGAGAAUUUUAAACCCAUGGAAUCUUUUAGUUAUGAUAAGAAGUUAGCUCCUAAGGAAGGGUCGAAGCCUUUUAUUGUUUUCAUUGGAGAAGGGUUUGAGGCCGUGGAAGAGCUAAAGCAUUUGAAGGAAGUUUUACUUGAUCUUCUUCGUGGUGAGGUUGUGGAGAAUUUAAAUCUUGCUGGAGUGGACCGUGCAUACGUGUGUUCUGCUAUCUCUCCAAAUCGGGUGUUAUUUACACACUGUGCAUUGCGGCUGAAAAAGUCAGGCACUGUUGUGCCAAGGAUGGAAUUAGUAGAAGUUGGCCCUUCAAUGGAUCUGGUUUUUCGUCGGCAUCGUUCUCCUAAUGAAAGUUUGAGGAAGGAAGCCAUGAAAACUACGAGGGAGAAGCCAAAGAAAAAGGAGAAAAAUGUUAAAAAGGAUGAAUUACAGGGAAAGAUUGGAAGUAUUUAUAUUCCAGAUCAGAAGAUCGGAGAAAUGGCUUUACCUAAUAAAGCAAAAGGAGUGAAGAGGGAGCGCCGAGAAGCCAAGCGGAAAAAUGAGAGCGAUGAACAUGCGUCAAAACGGAAGAAGGAAGAUUCUUAAUAUAUUAUAAAUUUACACAUGCCUAUCCCCGGCUUUUGAUUAUGAAGUGAUCCUUGUAGAUCAAAUUAUACUAAACUGCAUGUUAUUUAGGUUGACAUGAAUAUUCUUGAUUUUCCCGUGUGGGGGGUUUUGUCAUCAUUUUAUUUUUAGUAUAAUUUUUCUUCUUCAAAUUUUGCCAUAUCAAAAUGACCUGUAUCAACUAGUUCCAUGAACCAUGAGUCGUAAUUUCUGUUAGUAAAUUACUUUAUGUUCAAAAUUUAGAUGGAUUUCUCCCGUUU